AUGGAGUCGCCGGCCGAUUAUCUCGAUUCUCCGAUGGAUGGUGAUGAUGUGGCAUAUCCGUGCAAAGGAUGCGGAGACAUUCUCGAGGAAGGCAAAGCAUUCGAACUUGCUGGCAAUCGAUGGCAUUUGAACUGCUUCCGAUGCAAUACCUGUGGCACCCUCCUCGAUUCAGAUGCCAACCUCCUUCUACUCGGCGAUGGCUCCCUCAUCUGCAAUAACUGUACAUAUAGCUGCAGUGCCUGUGGCAACAAAAUCGAAGACCUAGCUAUUCUCACCGGCGAUCAAGCGUUCUGCGCUACCUGCUUUCGAUGCCGCAACUGUAAGCGCAAAAUCGAAAACCUCAGAUAUGCACGAACAUCACAAGGGAUAUUUUGCAUGAGUUGUCAUGAAUCAUUAAUGGCACGGCGGCGGAAAAAAUCAAGAGCUGCAGCCAAAAUGAAAAAAGACGACCAGUCUCCGAUGCUUGUGGACAAAUCUUUACCUGCUCUCCCACCAAACGCCAUUCUACAGAGUGCUUUUUCUCCUGAUCGAGAAACACCAGAUUCGUUAGAUACAGAUACUCCAACUGAGCUGUCACCAAGACCGCGCCAGGGCUACGCACAAAAUGACUCCUCGUCCCGGAGUAGCUCAAGACGUCCUCGUGAGCAAUCACCAGAGCGUAAUUCCAGUGACACACAGACCAGAGAUGGCUUAACUCUGCCAACUACGACGUACCGGAACAACAGGCAUUCUGCUAUAUCUCAGGCCUCCGACAUCAACGGUGGUGAUGGCGAGAGCUUCUUUAUCCCUCUUGCCUUGGAUCCGACUCCUGCUCCGACCAUGACUCCACGUUCAACUUCAGAAACAUGGACGGAUUCAGGAAAGAAAACAAAGGAGAAUAAGCCUCCUGAGAAGGAUUACUUUGGGGCCAAGAGCAUUGGUAGACAACAGACUGAAACGCAGAAACAGAGAGAGUCAUCGACUCCACAUAUCGCCUUCCAAGAGAAAGGUCGCCAGCCUUCUGCGGAAGAAUCCGCACAGAUUAGGGACAGCUUGCGCAAGGCUGCCGCAGGAGGCAAGUCUUCCUCUGCUAAGGCGUCACCAGCUAUUGGCAGCGAUGAUAUUCGAGUUCAGCAUGCUGCCCAAUCCCCCAAAACAUCGAGUGGAAACAACAAAGGCCAAAGUGGAAGCGAGAAAUUUCGCUUAGGUGAUGUACCCAAGGGAAAGAAGUCUGGCACUUCGAGCACGAACUCACAAUCUGAAAUAAGUGACAAUAACAAUGCUCGAUCUGGGUCUGGAGGGUUGUCUGCCCCACCACGGAAAGAAGGUCCAUCUAGCAUUCCGCGAAGCGACUCGCCUAAGCAAAUGCUUAAUGCAGACAAGUCAACACCUCGAUCUUCCAUAGAUUCGAGGAUAAGAGAAGAAUUGGACUCGAGGAAAUCGUUAGAGUCAAGCAAUUCUCCACCACAAAUCGGCCGGAUGGAUUCUGGUGGCACUGCAAGGUCAAUUCCCCGUAAGGAGAUAGCUUCAGGAGCUUUGAAGAGUACUAUGAGCUCGAUGAGCUCAUCCUCAGGAGCAGAUACGUCUCCAUCUUCCGCCUCUUCUUCGGAUACCCCUGGGGUUACACCAACACUGAAUGGCAAGUCGAUCUCAGCACCUUUGUCACUACAAUCACCUAUGAAAGAUGAACUGGCCCUUCCAUCCCGUGCACCGAAUCGACCUCCUGCUCCUCAACAGAAGCUGAGCGAUUCAUACAUGACCCCUCGAGCUCCCCCAGCUCCCCCAACGGCCUCAGGGCUUACGCCGAAAGACUCAAAUGGUUCCUCGUCUGGUCAGCCAUCAUCGCCCAAGCUACCGAGAUGGAGUGCUGGUGGGGAUUUUACCAUGGAUGAAGAUAUGGCACGGAUUUUAGGUGGAACGGAUGAAAGCUCGCAGUCAAUUCUUCGACGCGUUUCGAAUGCUGUACGCCAUGGCCGAACCGCCAGCGAACAGAGCAACGGACGCCAGCCAGGCCAUGGCCGGAGUGUGAGUGAGACUACCCGGACGACAGCAUCGCCGCGAUGGCCCAAAACACCCAUCGCAGAAGAUGCAGCCCCCAAGGAUAUCAGCAGCCCAAUCUCAAUUGCCUCUCCUCAAUCCGGGGAUGACCCGGCACUGCUUCGUCGGCAACUACGAAAUUCAGAACAGCGAGUCGCGGAACUUGAGCGUCAAUUCAUUAGCGAGAAGGAUCUCAAAAAUCUCAACAAGAAACUGAUCGAGAAGCGCAAGACUGUGUCGGUGUUGGAUUCGCAGACAGAAAUCAUGAUUCAGCAGCUGGAGGUUCUGGCUGGGUACGUUGAGAGAGCGAAAGGUUCGAAAGAGCCGAUCAAUAUUGCGGAAUUGGAGGACUCGGCCAUCAAAGAAUUCGUACAAAAAUUAGAACGCCUCAAGCAGACCAUGUCUGGUGCAGUGGAGUCGUUGUAUGAGGAGCGUAACGAACUUCUGGAGGAGAAGAACCAAAUCAUUGCGGACCGCGACAGAGCACUGGUGGAAUUCGAGCAACUUUCUUCCAAGAAUGCUCAGCUUGCCGAUAUGAACAACGAUUUGACCCACCAAAUCCAAGAACGUUUCAAGGCACAGAGUGGCCCUGGGAUGGAGAGUCCAAGACCUCCCAUGAAUGGUCUGGGCAUUUACACACACCACAGCAAAGACAAGUCAAAUGUAUCAGUCCACUUGGAUGAUGCUAGCCUUCGACCGUCGACGAGUACUACAUUAUUCGGCUCAGUCAGCAACUACCCGCAAGCUAUGGACCAGGACCCAAGCAUGGAACCCGCGACUGUUCUUUCAGCACCACAUGUGGUAAAUAUCCGUAAGGGCCAGGCCAAAAAAUUCAACUGGAAGAAGGGUGGUCAGACUGUGGCUAAGGGCGUAUCCAAGGGCUUCAAGGGUGCGUUUGCUUCAGUACAGCAGGAGAGAGGUCAACAAUGGCAAGGGCAGACUGGCGACAGCAUUGGCUUACCGUACAACAUGACAGUCCAGGCAGUUGAAGCGCCAGCCGGCGCUCCCCAAUCUGGCAGUCUUCCUCGAAAUGGUUCCAACGAUCCCAAGCAAGGAGGAUUUGGGCUGUUCAAGAAAUCAAAUGCCUUGCCGAAAUCCGUGUCGAAUGGCAGCAUUGCCUUGGCAGAGCCUCCGUCGACACUCUUUGGAUCCGAGUUAGUAGAGAGAGCCGAUUACGAGCGCCGACAAAUCCCAAGCGUAGUCACUCGUUGCAUUGAGGAAGUCGAGCUACGAGGAAUGGAUACCGAGGGCAUUUACAGGAAGACUGGUGGAAGUGGUCAGCAGAAGAUCGUGCAGGAAGGAUUUGAGAGAAUUGAAGAUUUCGAUAUUUCUGACCCCGAAUUGGAUAUCACGGCUGUCACCAGUGUUCUCAAGCAAUACUUCAGGAAACUUCCCACACCACUUUUGACCUUUGACGUCUAUGAUCGGAUCUUGGAGUCUAUCACUAUUGAAAAUGACUCGGAGAGAUGUGCUCAUUUGAAGAAGACAUUCUCCAUGCUUCCUGACAAGCAUCGCGACUGUCUCGAAUUUCUAAUGUUCCAUCUGUCUCGAGUUGCAACUCGAGAGGGCGAGAAUCUGAUGACUACCAAGAAUCUGGCGGUGGUUUUUGCGCCAACAAUCAUGCGCGACCACAGCCUCGAGCGCGAGAUGACUGAUAUGCACUCCAAGAACACUGCCAUGCAAUUCAUUAUCGAGCACAGCCAAGAAAUUUUCUCACAAUAA
Messenger RNA from Cadophora gregata, 3738 nucleotides. It is a transcript of the gene RGA2, whose product is annotated as Rho-type gtpase-activating protein. Gene Ontology annotation, biological process: signal transduction; regulation of GTPase activity. Gene Ontology annotation, cellular component: cytoplasm. The record is from RefSeq and is a predicted model, not a curated record. The transcript is spliced from 5 exons. Bases 1 to 3738 code for a protein of 1245 amino acids. NCBI's taxonomy places the organism in Eukaryota, Fungi, Ascomycota, Leotiomycetes, Helotiales, Ploettnerulaceae.